CACUCUACUGCACCGGGUGGCGUUGCGCUCCGCGGCAGCGUACCGUGGGGCCCCGCAGCCCGCCCUACGGCACGGCAGCGCCCGCACCCGGCGGGGCCAUGAUGGCGUGCGCCGAGCUGCUGGCCGUGUGCCUGCUGUCGGCAGACCGCGGCCCCGCUCCCCGUCGCCAGCCUCUUCCCAUCUUCCACGACAUCUUCCGACGAGCCGACAAGAACGAUGAUGGGAAGCUGUCAUUUGAGGAGUUCAAGAACUAUUUUGCUGAUGGGAUCCUGAGCUCGGAGGAGCUGUGGGAGUUGUUCAGCGGCAUUGACAGGCGUCACUCGGAUAAUGUGGACACAGAAAAACUGUGUGAUUAUUUCUCAGCCUAUCUUGGAGAAUACAGGAAUGUGCUCUCUGCCCUGGAAACCCUCAACUCUGCAGUGCUGGCAGCCAUGGACAAAACCAAGCUGAGGUACGAGGGCGCCUCGAAGCUGGAGCAGUUCCUGACGCGGUUCCUGCUGCGGGAGACGCUGCAGCAGCUGCAGUCCCUGCAGGGCUCGCUAGAGUGCGCUGUGGACACCGUGGAGGAGCAGGCAGGACGCGAGCGGAAGGAGGUGCAGAAAGCGGAGGCCUCGCUCGGCCUGCGGCCGGGCCGGCGCUGCGGGCGCAGGGGGCAGAAGAACGUCUGCCUGUCACCCACCGACCCCUACUCCGGGAUGCUAACCACAGGCGUUUGCGUGGAGCACAGCAGCCAGUGGAUGGCACAGAUCAACAGGCUGCAGCAGCUCAUCGAGAAGCUGGAGUGCAAGAGCCCGCGGCUGGAGCCACUGAAGGAGGAAGCGAUGUGCAAAGGAAGAGAUGCACACAUCCUGGUGGCAAAGAGGCAGAUCUCGGUGGCGAGCAGCAGCAUCGAGGAGUUCCGCCAAGCCUUCAGGUCCUACACGGAGGGCACUGCCGGGCAGAGCAGCUGCCUGCAUGUGUCUGCCUGCAAGCUGACAGAUGAGGCCUGCUUCAUUCUCUACGAGUUCUGGCAGGACGUGAGCUCCUGGAGAAGCCACUUGCAGUCCAGCUGCAGCAAGACCUUCCAGCGCUCCAUCAUCAGCUUGCUGGAGUCCCCAGAGCUGCUGACCACCAUGCUUUUCCCAGCCUCCUGGUGGAUCAUGAACAACAACUGACCCUGGGCAGCUUCUCCAGGAUGCCCUCAGCAUGCGCGGCAGGGCCAGCACCUUCCCCUCCCCCGUGGCACCUGCCUGCCCCUCCUUCCAGCAGGGGCUGCCUGCCCCUGGCCCUGGCAGUGCUUUACCUUUUGCUCUUUCCAUGUUCAUUGAUUGAUUCCCUCACCCAGAGGCUCUGUGGGGAGAGCAGGGCAGCUCCAGCAGCGUGCCUGGGGUGACCUGGCUCUGCUGCCCUCAGCCCCCCUUGCACUCCAUCUCCUCUUCCUCACGCUCCAUUUCCUGCAGGCUCCACAGGGACAGGCUGAGGGAUGUGGCUCUGGCCAGCUGUGGCAUCCUGAAGCCCUGGGCCAGCUGUGGCCCUGCCCAGAGCGCUGGGCUGCCUUGGGUGGGUUGUGAACAGUGUUUUAUAGGGGGCAAAAAAGGGAAGUUUUCCUGGCAAGAAGUGCCAGGUCUGGCCUUGGCCAUGCCAACAGCCUGUGUGGCCACUGCAAUGGCUUUGACAUUGGCCUCCUGCUCCCCCAGCAGUGCCCAGGGCACUGCACCCCCAGGGCAGGCCAGAAUGGGCAGCGGCUCUGCUGCUUCGCCCUGCGGUCAGCUGCCACACAGCAGAGCUGGCACCAGGCUCAGUGCAGCUGAGUUAAUGGUGAGAGGGGGCUCAGGCUGAGCAGGGCUGCCCCCCUUGCUGCAGCAGAGCCCUGGAUGGUGGCUUG
Molecule: messenger RNA, 1864 nt
Organism: Pogoniulus pusillus (Red-fronted tinkerbird)
Lineage: Eukaryota; Metazoa; Chordata; Aves; Piciformes; Lybiidae
Gene: NECAB3
Product: N-terminal EF-hand calcium binding protein 3
Exons: 13
Coding region: 99-1154 (351 amino acids)
Biological process (GO): regulation of amyloid precursor protein biosynthetic process
Cellular component (GO): endoplasmic reticulum; Golgi cis cisterna; cytoplasm
Molecular function (GO): calcium ion binding
Source: RefSeq, a predicted model, not a curated record